This is a messenger RNA of Clupea harengus (Atlantic herring), 2526 nucleotides long. RefSeq names its product solute carrier family 19 member 3a (gene slc19a3a). Gene Ontology annotation, molecular function: vitamin transmembrane transporter activity. NCBI's taxonomy places the organism in Eukaryota, Metazoa, Chordata, Actinopteri, Clupeiformes, Clupeidae. Gene Ontology annotation, cellular component: plasma membrane. The record is from RefSeq and is a predicted model, not a curated record. Gene Ontology annotation, biological process: vitamin transport; transmembrane transport.
CCCUUUCCUGCUUUUGUCUCAUUGUAUAAUAGACUGUGUUUCUGUCUUCAAGGGCUCUUUCAUCUUUUGCAUGCUACACACCCCUGCAUCGUUCUUGAGCUGCUGUGCUCGGCUUGCUCUGGCUAAGUGAAAGUCUCGUUUAGAGUCAGUUUGGUUUGUUAAGACAAACUGACCUGAAUUGGGACCAGGAAAGAGACCUUUCUUCACAGGUUUGGAUCCCGCACACACCCAUGUCCUCCAAAGCACCAGUUCAUUCAGAAACAGAAGACACAGCGAAGGGAAAAACACUCAUACCAUGCUGUUGUAACAGUUACCUGAACAGGGACAAGCUGAGUCCUUCUUCCUAGGACACCUAUUUCUCUCUCUCACACACACACACACACACACACUGCUGUACAAUGACCUGUGUGGAGACAUGGAGAACAAGCUGGGCAUACCCCACCACUCUGCUGUGUGUCUACGGUUUCUUCACUACAGUCAAACCUUUGGAACCGUUCCUCACUCCUUUCCUCACUGGACCUGACAAGAACCUGACCAUAGAACAGUUGACCAAUCAGAUCUUCCCAGUGUCAACCUACUCCUACCUGGCAGUCCUAGUGCCUGUUUUCCUGCUCACCGAUUGGCUGCGCUACAAACCUGUGAUGGUGUUCCAGUGCUCCGCCCUGCUUGUGGUGACUGCUAUGCUGCUAUGGCUGAAGAGUGUGGCGGAGAUGCAAGCCACGCAGUUCUUCUACGGCGUGGUGAUGGCCAGCGAUGUGGCCUACUACGCCUACAUCUACAGUGUGGUGGAACUCCAGCACUACCGCAAGGCCACUUCCUUCUGCCGCGCGGCCCAACUCAUGGGCUACACAGUGGGCUCAGUGCUAGGCCAGCUCCUGGUCUCGUUCGGCCUGCUGUCUUACCACUACAUACUGGUAAUCACUCUGGUGCUCACCGCACUGGCAUGGGGGGUCUCCUGGCUCCUUCCUAUGCCCCAGAGAAGCAUGUUCUUCCACCGAAGACGAAAGAGCGAAGGCAGAGGUGGGACAGAGCAUGAGGAAGAUGGAGAUGACCACCCCGUCACAGAUGUCCCCAAAACAGAGGACAUCAAUCCAAAUCAUUCACCCUCUCCAGAAGACACUUCCUACAUAACAGCUCCUGCUGACUUGGCUACACUUCAGAGAGCAGACACCAGGGGGCGCUCUCCUAGCAUCCUCACAGAGAGUACAGUCAGCGGUGGAACUAGUGUGUGUGAGAGUCCUGCAGAUCCUGCCGGUGGUGGAGCUAGCUGCGUGGGGGUGCUGGCUCAGCUGUGGAAGGACUUCCUGCAGUGCUACUCCACCCCGGGCCUUCUGCGCUGGUCCCUGUGGUGGGCUCUUGCCACCUGUGGUUACAACCAGAUCCUCAACUAUGUGCAGGUGCUGUGGGAACACAUAGAACCAUCCAGCAACUUCACCGUCUACAAUGGCGGUGUGGAGGCAGUCUCCAAUCUGUUUGGUGCUGCUACUGCCUAUGGUAUCGGCUUCACACAGGUGAAUUGGCACCAGUGGGGUGAGUUGGCACUGGGCUCCUUCUCGGCGAUGGGUGGCGGUGCCCUCUACCUGAUGGUUUUCUCCGGAAACAUCUGGGUAUGCUACUGUGGAUACGUGGUCUUCAAGUGCCUCUACAUGCUGCUCAUCACCAUAGCAAUGUUCCAGAUUGCGGCAGAUUUAUCAAUGGAGCGUUAUGCCCUGAUCUUUGGGGCAAACAACUUUGGUGGCCUGGUCCUCCAAACGGUCAUCACUUUGGUGGUGGUGGACAGCCGAGGCCUGGGCUUGGACAUAGUCACACAAUUCAUCGUCUACGCAAGCUACUUCUGCUUCAUCGCUCUAGUGUUCUUUGUCUGGGGCCUGUACAUCUCGCUCCGCUGCAGAAGACACAAGGACCCUCCCAAGCAGGCUGUGGCCACACACACGGACACACACUCCGGGGCGGAACACAAGUUCUGAUUCGGUUCAGAAACACAUGCCACUCAAGCUCAAGCUUUCCAGGCACCAGUCAGUUAAACAGACGCUGGUGCCAUCUUCAAUUUUUGCACAGGCUCUAAGCCAGUCUUCCCUGCAGUGUUGCCUUCCGCUACGUGCCAUGCUAGUACACAAUCUUAGUAUACUACACUCGUAUAAUGACUGAAAACAAGGCAUCGGAGGCAAUCUGUGGAACCAGAAACAGGAGAGAGAUCAUGGUAAUAUCCUACAACUACACUGAGUGUGGUGGACAGUGGCAAUGUACUGGAGAGUGAUGGGGGAUUUUCCCAAUACAGGGUACACGGCUCUGAUGGUGUACGAAGGCAGAUGUGUGGAAUUAAGUUUUGCAUUCCUGGCCCACACAAAAUGGGUAAAAGUUGAAUUCAACCUGGAUGCAAGCAUUCAAAAUAGUAAAAAAUAAAAAAGUUUGCAUUUCUGGGAUAUACCCUGACAAAUGAGACAGCCUUCCAUGACUUUACAGAGAACUAUUGCCAACCUGACCUGUAGCAGGUCUUCUGCAACGCCCCUAAACUCAAUGGAUGCA